AUGACUGCAUUAGCGGGACUUCCUCUUCCAGGAAUCUACACCACAGCGUUUGAUCUGGCCCAGCCCGAGGGCGGGAAGAUUACAAUGUCGGCGUUGAAUAAGAUUCUAAGCGUCAGUGGUCUUCCUCAUGCCACUAUUGACAAGAUCAUGAAUAUUGUGGUCGCACCCACGCGAUCAAGAAUCACAAAAGGAGAAUGCAGUGUUACACUGGCCUUAGUAGCCAUGGCUCAGAAAAACAUGGACCUUACCAUCGAGAACUUGGCGAUGCACCGGGAAGAUAUCUAUGCAACAUCAUCAUCAUUACCCCGACACCAUCGUCCAAUUCAUGUCGGAACUAAUGUGGCAGAUCCUUGGAGAAAUAUGUCUUUUGUCUCCAUAUCUCCAAAGGGUAAUGGAGGAUACCCGCCAGCACCAUCUUAUCUAGCCUCACCUCCACUUCAUUCGCUUGAACCUGAACCUCAAACCACAUUAGAUCCAGAAGUGACAAGGAAGGAAAUGUACCAAUGGUUCUUGAAUGUUGAUACUAUUAGGAUUAGCUUUGCACCAGAAAAAGAAGGCAUAUUUCUAUUCAGGCACACCAAUUAUAUUGUCGAAUCGAAGAACCGCCAAACGACGGUCGUAAGACGGUACAGCGAUUUUUGGUGGAUGCUAGAAGUCCUGUCCAAGAGAUUCCCAUUCAGGAUUUUGCCCAAUCUCCCACCUAAGAGAUUAGGAGUAGCUGAUGAGGCCUUCUUGGAGCGGAGACUACGUGGGCUCACGAGAUUUAUGAACGCACUAGUCAGACAUCCAGUCCUGAGGAAUGACCCACUUGUUGUGUCCUUCUUGACAGAGCCGGUGGAAUUGGCAUUAUGGAGGAAGGAAGUGGUGAUUUCAACAGAGGACGAGUUUACGACACGACUCCCUAUCUCUCCAGCACUCGCAGAGCAAAUCCCUCUGGCAUUGGAUCUGGAACUAGAAACCAUCAAGAAGCGGCUACCUGCUUCAAUAGAAUACUACCGCAGCAUGGUACAUGUGUUUGACCGUAUUCAAAAGAGAACGGAGGCCAAUGCGGCCGACUAUACCCGGCUCAGUCUUGCUCUGAAUGCGUUAGCGGAUUGUGAGAGGAAAUGUCAUAUUGAUGAUUGUUAUAAUUGUGGGCAAUUAAGUCAAGGCUACAACAAGAUUGGUUCUCAUUUUAGUCAAACAUCUGGGCUGUUGGAGGAACAGGCACAUGCUACACAGCGUGGAAUGGUAGAAAAUCUGAAGAGACAUCGUGACUUGCUGGUCUCUGUCCAAGAAUUGCUACAGCGGCGGGACUAUUCAAAAGAGGGUAGUCUUUCAGAGGUUUUGAGGAAGAGGAUUGCCUCAAACGAAAACAAGCUCAACCCAUCAGCUGUAGGUGAUUCUGUGGGACUGUACGACGCACAAAUCGAAAGGGUUACCAACAACAUCAACUCUGAUCGCGCUGAGCUUGAGAUCCAAAACCAAAGAGCAAUUUUGUUACAGCACACACUUUGGAUGGAGAUCACGUAUUAUCAUAAGUGCCACGCACAGAUCGCAACAAUGUAUCAGGCAUUUGUUCAUGGUCAAAUGAAGACCUGCCAAAGUCUGUACGAUAAUUGGAAGGCGCUCUCACCAACUGUGCAUGAUCUACCUAUGGAAGUCAAUGGGUUCAACUAG
Lobosporangium transversale is the source of this 1659-nucleotide messenger RNA. RefSeq lists its product as hypothetical. NCBI's taxonomy places the organism in Eukaryota, Fungi, Mortierellomycota, Mortierellomycetes, Mortierellales, Mortierellaceae. Gene Ontology annotation, cellular component: endosome. The transcript is spliced from 9 exons. The record is from RefSeq and is a predicted model, not a curated record. Bases 1 to 1659 code for a protein of 552 amino acids. Gene Ontology annotation, molecular function: phosphatidylinositol-3-phosphate binding. Gene Ontology annotation, biological process: retrograde transport, endosome to Golgi; protein targeting to vacuole.